Symbiodinium necroappetens is the source of this 240-nucleotide messenger RNA. NCBI's taxonomy places the organism in Eukaryota, Dinophyceae, Suessiales, Symbiodiniaceae. The record is from the annotation of a GenBank genome assembly.
AUGCCUGUCGGCACUUCGAACAAGGCCCAGAACGAUGUGAUCCGCAAGAAGGCUGGCGGUUCAAAGAAGGAGCAAACGGACGAGGACCUCGAGUUCAAGAAGAAGCAGGUGCUGCAGGGCGCUACAGCUGCUAGUGCCGGUGCAUUUAACGCAACAUUACUAAUCAUUCAGGUCAUUCCGCAGGCAAAUAAGUUUGCGCCCGCAGGCCGAAGAGAAGAAGGCCAUGGCUGCAGCUGCUAA